UUUUUACUUUGUUUAUAAAUGUUGCAUAAAGAAAUCCUUGCUCAUGUGCAUAAGCAGCAUCUUGUUGUAUAUUAAGACAUUUUUUAAAUAAAAUGAAUCCCCAAUUUCUUUUAAUUUAUCUACAAAACUUGGUUUAUACGGAUAAUUGCGGCUCUACUGCCCCCGGUUUAUAGGAAGGGUAAUACUACAGCAACCAAAAUUUUAAACUAAAUAAUUUGUCACUAAUAAAAAAAUAAGCAUGUUAAUUAACGCUUAAGGAAUAAUUUAAUCAUUAACGAACAUAUUAUUUAAUUUACAAAUUUAAUUUUAAAAUUUUGAUUUAUAUAGAAUACGUCCAGAUUGACCUGAAUUGAUUCGUUCAGAUGACGUGGCUACGACACUUGCAAUGAGCGGGAUCCCAAAACUAUUUAAAACUCAAAAUUUCAAUUCAAAAUAAACACACAAAAACAGUGAAGCAGGAUUCGAUCGAGAGAGAGCUAUGGAGGGUGCAGGAGGAGAGACCCAAACCAAAAACGGAGGCGGCGGAGUUGUGAGAUCGGACGUCGCAAUUCGCAGUGCAAAAGCCGCUCUUCUUCUCUCGUCGCUAAAAUCAUCGCCCAAUCGCCGCUUCAGCACCGCAAUCGACGACGACGACGAAAUCGCCCAGGAGGAGAAGGAGAUGCUGAAGAAGGAGAUCGGAGAUCUGAAGGUAACGGUUGCGAGGGAGCGACUCAGGAACAAGAGGAUUAAGGUCUGUGGCUUGCUCGAGAUUCUUCUUCAGCUGGCGUUGCUCUUUGCAAUUUCCGCUUUCCUUUUCAUGCUCGUGAUUGAAGAUGGAGAAUCAUAAUUACUCUUUCCUCUCUGAAAAAGUGAAGUCGCAGCAGAAAACGAGUAAAUAAUUAGAGGCGGGAACAGCUGAUUAGUCUUAAUUUUUCAUUAAUUUGUUGAAUUUUUAGUUUCUUUUGGUUUGUUAAUGGAACUGAUUGCACCUUAUAGUGAGAAAGUUUUACUAUUAUUUUCUUCUUGAUGGUUCUUAUCGGGUUUAAAUUUCAUAUAUAAUAAAGUCAAAUCAUGUAUUUCUCGUGAGGAUAGCAAUUUAUGAAGU
Pyrus x bretschneideri (Chinese white pear) is the source of this 1084-nucleotide messenger RNA. RefSeq lists its product as uncharacterized. The transcript has 2 exons. The coding region runs from base 479 to 826 and encodes 115 amino acids. NCBI's taxonomy places the organism in Eukaryota, Viridiplantae, Streptophyta, Magnoliopsida, Rosales, Rosaceae. The record is from RefSeq and is a predicted model, not a curated record.